AUGGGGGAUGAAACUGGCCCUCCUGGGGCCACCAAAGGAAAUUUGGGGUGCGGUCGCCGUGCAAACACAGAGACUGAAAUGGAAUUUGGCAAAGCCAGAGAAGAACCCCAAGAUGCCCUCCCAUCUGCAUUGACCUCCCCGCCGGAAUCCUCAGGGGGUCAGCAGACCGUCAACGAGGGUUCAGGAGAUUUGAAGACUUCUUCGGCCAAGGCGGGGACCCCAAUCUGCUGCCUCACCGACAUGGACUGUCCCGUCUGUUUCAGCAGAUACGAUCUCACUCGUCUCCCCAAAGAACUGUCGUGCGGACACAGCUUCUGCGCGGUGUGUCUCAAACUCCUGGUUCGCAAUGAAGCGGGCACCUGGCUGAUCGCAUGCCCCAUCUGCCGGGCGCCCACUGCGGUCUUCGGAGGACUUGUAUGUACUUUGCAGAACCAGGAGCUACUGAUGAGCCAGGUGCAGAACCCCGAGGGGAAAGUCGCGGCUCCCGAAGCCUCCAGAACGCCAGAGAUGGCCGUUAGGCUGGACCGCACCGGCGCCACCUGGAUCUCGGACGCUGAAAGCAGCGGGGGGCAGUGGACCGCCGCAAAGAGGAUGGUGGUCCUGCUUUUGAUGCUGCUGAUCGUGCUGAUCCUCGUCCUGCAGUUCAUCUGCACGGGGAUAAUGAAGUGGAUGCUGGGAUUUGCUCUGGGGGUGGUCGUUAUAAUAACUGUCCUGCUGUGUUUCAACCCCUACUGGAAAAUGAGAUUUCUGGGCGCAGCAAGUCAACGGAAAGAGGAACGGGCCACCUCAACAGCGUGA
Molecule: messenger RNA, 798 nt
Organism: Nanorana parkeri
Lineage: Eukaryota; Metazoa; Chordata; Amphibia; Anura; Dicroglossidae
Gene: RNF186
Product: ring finger protein 186
Exons: 1
Coding region: 1-798 (265 amino acids)
Biological process (GO): protein ubiquitination
Molecular function (GO): ubiquitin protein ligase activity
Source: RefSeq, a predicted model, not a curated record